Molecule: messenger RNA, 2793 nt
Organism: Labrus bergylta (ballan wrasse)
Lineage: Eukaryota; Metazoa; Chordata; Actinopteri; Labriformes; Labridae
Source: RefSeq, a predicted model, not a curated record
AUUCAACAUCACUUCACAGACAGGGAAAAAACACUAAGAGACAGAAGAAGACGGACACGCUUUGGCGUUGAGAGGCUGGUCCUAUCCGAGACGACGUGAAGGCCGUUAAUUAAUUGACGACAUUGUUAUUCAGAUUUUUUUUUUCACAUACUGGAGUAUAAACAAGCCAAGAUGAAGCUGCUGUGGGUUGUAAUGUUGGUGGCCGGCACUGUGUUCGCCGACGACGACGACAAGAAGGACAGCGUGGGGACUGUGGUUGGAAUCGACCUCGGGACCACCUACUCAUGUGUCGGAGUGUUCAAGAAUGGGCGUGUGGAGAUCAUCGCCAAUGACCAGGGUAACCGCAUCACUCCAUCGUACGUGGCCUUCACCAGCGAGGGUGAGCGUCUGAUUGGCGACGCUGCCAAGAACCAGCUGACGUCUAACCCUGAGAACACCGUCUUCGAUGCCAAGAGGUUGAUUGGGCACACUUGGGGAGACUCGACUUUGCAGCAGGACAUCAAGUACCUGCCGUUCAAAGUAACUGAGAAGAAGAGCAAGCCCCAUAUUCAGGUAGACAUUGGUGGUGGCACGAUGAAGACAUUUGCUCCUGAGGAGAUCUCUGCCAUGGUGCUGACUAAAAUGAAGGAGACUGCUGAGGCUUAUUUGGGCAAGAAGGUUACACAUGCUGUGGUCACUGUCUCUGCCUAUUUCAAUGACGCCCAGCGUCAGGCCACUAAGGAUGCUGCAACCAUCGCUGGUCUGAAGGUCAUGAGAAUCAUCAAUGAGCCAACUGCUGCCGCCAUUGCUUACGGUCUUGACAAGAGAGACGGCGAGAAGAAAAUUCUCGUUUUUGAUCUUGGCGGUGGCACCUUCGACGUCUCCCUGCUGACCAUCGACAACGGUAUGUCUGAGGUGAUGGCAACCAGUGGUGACACUCAUCUUGGAGGUGAGGACUUCGACCAGCGCGUCAUGGAGCACUUCAUCAAGCUGUACAAGAAGAAGACCGGCAAAGAUGUGCACAAAGACAACAGGGCAGUGCAGAAGCUGCGUCGUGAGGUCGAGAAGGCAAAGAGGGCGCUGUCCGCUCAGCACCAGGCCUGCAUUGAGAUCGAGUCCUUCUUUGAGGGAGAGGACUUCUCUGAGACCCUGACCCGUGCCAAGUUUGAAGAGCUCAACAUGGACCUGUUCCGUUCCACCAUGAAGCCUGUGCAGAAAGUACUGGAAGACUCUGACCUGAAGAAGCCUGACAUUGAUGAGAUUGUCUUGGUUGGAGGCUCCACCCGUAUCCCCAAAAUCCAGCAGCUGGUGAAGGAGUUCUUCAAUGGCAAAGAGCCCUGCAGAGGCAUCAACCCUGAUGAGGCCGUGGCAUACGGAGCUGCUGUGCAGGCUGGAGUGCUUUCUGGAGAGGAGGACACUGAACAUGUUGUUCUUCUGGAUGUGUGCCCCAUGACUCUUGGUACUGAGACUGAUGGAGGAGUGAUGACUAAACUGAUCCCCAGGAACACUGUGGUGCCUUCAAAGGAAUCCCAGAUCUUCUCUACAGCUUCUGAUAACCAGCCCACUGUCACCAUUAAGGUUUAUGAAGGUGAGCAUCCUCUCACAAAAGACAACCAUCUGCUGGGCACAUUCGACCUGACUGGCAUCCCUCCCGCCCCUCGUGGUGUGCCAAAGAUUGAGGUCACCUUCAAGUUCGAUGUCAACGGUAUCCUGCAUGUCACAGCCGAGGACAAAGGUACAGGCAACAAGAACAAGAUCACCAUCACAAACGACCAGAACGGCCUGACGCCAGAGGACAUCGAGCGCAUGGUGAAUGAUGCAAAGCGCUUCGCCGAUGACGACAAGAAGCUGAAGGAGAGGAUCGACGCCCGCAAUGAGCUGGAGAGCUACGCUUACUCUCUGAAGAACCAGAUCGGAGACAAGGAAAAGCUCGGCGGCAAGCUGUCGGAUGAGGACAAAGAAAUCAUUGAGAAAGCAGUAGAGGAGAAGAUUGAGUGGAUGGAGUCACACCAGGAGGCUGAGCUGGAAGACUUCCAGGCUAAGAAGAAGGAGCUUGAGGAAGUGGUACAACCAAUUAUCAGCAAGCUUUACGGCAGUGCAGGAGGACCACCACCAGAGGGCGCAGAAGCCGAGCAAGACGAGAAGGAUGAGUUGUAGGCAAGUUUGCCAUCAACUGUUUUGUUGCCCCUUGCCUCUCUGUUAGUGGCACUUAGAUGUACAUAAUGAACUGAUGAGACUCAAAUCGUGAGAGGAACGGUUGGGAAGGGGUGGCCAUAACAAGCAACCCUACUAAAUCCUCUGAAAGACUUUAAAAAAAAAAACAAGUUUCAGUGUGUGAGAGGUGUUCUCUUCGCUGGAAGGCGGAGAUAUUCGUCAGCCUGGAUAUGAGGCUUGCUGCUGCUGUUCUCAGGCAGUCCUGUUGGGGUGAUGUUGUGGGGAGGGACUUAGUGGGUGGGUUGGGGCAGGUGUUAGGGGGCAAGAGCUCCAAACUUGGAAACCCGCCAUUUCAGUAUUCAUAGAAUUAAAAAAUGUAUCUUGGGUUUGUUGAUUUAAUCAAGACAGAAGAGUUCUUAAAAACAAUUUAUUUAAACUUUAGUGAGUAUUACAUCAUCAUGAAACCACAGUCACAACACAGUCAUUAUGAAUGACACCCUGGGUAUCCAUCCCUCCAAAUACAAAGGCCAAAUGUAUUGUCUCUGAGGCUGUUGGGCAGUCGGCCUGCUCCUUAUCUCCAUUCCCCUCAGCAUGCACCGUCCAGGGCAAUAAACACAUGGAGUGGUCCAGGCGGUUGGGGGGCAUAUCCCCUUCAAACUU